This is a messenger RNA of Colletotrichum godetiae, 552 nucleotides long. RefSeq lists its product as uncharacterized. NCBI's taxonomy places the organism in Eukaryota, Fungi, Ascomycota, Sordariomycetes, Glomerellales, Glomerellaceae. The record is from RefSeq and is a predicted model, not a curated record. The transcript has a single exon. Bases 105 to 305 code for a protein of 66 amino acids.
CCAUUUUUUUGUCGCCUUCUUCAGGUUUUUUUUUUUUUUUUUUUUUUGCUUUCUUUUCGGGCACUCUAUCCGUAUAGUAUUAUCCGCAACUCUAAGAAACUCACAUGUACUCCGUACCUUCCAGGUUUUCCACAGUAUACCCGCGCGGGUCAUAUCCGGCAAGACUUUCAUUGUCUGCUGAGCGCUGGAUGCCUUGCCCGUCUGUUUGCACAUCAGUCGAACCACCCGAGUUGACUCAUCCUCGUCAAGGUAGACUCGGUACGGAUACCAUACCUCAAGACAAAGGACGGGAAUAUCACCAUUGACUUAUUGAGUGAGUAGGUAAUACUGAGUACUCACGGGUACUUAGCAUUGAGAAUCCAACUGUGGUGGGCAUGUCAGGUGGUCUUGUUCUUCCAUCGUUCCUGCUUCGACCUUGGAGGCACCUCACCCCGAGUACAAGGUACUGAGUGCUUGACGGCCACCCCAAUUUGGCUAGUCGAUGUGAUAACUUGAAGCCUUGCCGGCCAAUCACCGCAUAGUCUUUCUUAGGCUAGAAGACGUGACUCGAGG